Penicillium soppii is the source of this 1470-nucleotide messenger RNA. RefSeq names its product Zn(II)2Cys6 transcription factor. Gene Ontology annotation, cellular component: nucleus. Gene Ontology annotation, biological process: positive regulation of transcription by RNA polymerase II. NCBI's taxonomy places the organism in Eukaryota, Fungi, Ascomycota, Eurotiomycetes, Eurotiales, Aspergillaceae. The record is from RefSeq and is a predicted model, not a curated record. The transcript has 2 exons. Gene Ontology annotation, molecular function: zinc ion binding; DNA-binding transcription factor activity, RNA polymerase II-specific; transcription cis-regulatory region binding. The coding region runs from base 1 to 1470 and encodes 489 amino acids.
AUGCGGUCGGCUGCUGCAGGGUGUUGGACGUGUCGCAUUCGCCAUCUCAAGUGUGACUUGGAGAAACCCUGCUGUAAAGAAUGCACUGAGCGAAAUGUUCGCUGUCACGGGUACGGGCCCAAGCCAUCAUGGAUGGACGGCGGAUUAGAGGAGCAAAAAGAACGAACACGAAUCAAAGCCACAAUAAACAAAAAUUUUCGAUAUGUGAAGAAAAUGCAGCAUCUAAAUCGGCGAAGACAUAGAGAGGAGUCUCAAACAUUGACUGAAAUUCAAGGAAAUGAUGAAGUGAUGGCAGAUCCAGUGGCAAGUCCGCCUCGAUCUUCACAUUCGACAUCUUUGUCUCCUGGCAAUCAAGUUCCCGAAAUUAUACCCGACUACGAAGACCAUGCUCCGACAUGUUCCCCCAGCAAUGCCAUUGAAACUUUCCCUGCGUCAAGCCCUCAGCGUUUCAAUGACGGUUAUGGGGCAAUUGACCACCAAGAGGCUUGUUUGUUAAUGCACUAUCUUGAUCAAGUCUUCCCUUGGCAGUUUCCGUAUCAUGACUCUCGGUCUCGUCUAGGUAAUCGAGGCUGGCUCUUCUUGCUUUUGAUCAAGCGUGGACCACUUUAUCACGCCGCCUUAAGCCUGUCAUCUCUUCACCAGAGCGCUGUGCUUGGCAUCGAGGAAGAUAUUCAGCGGAAGCAAGAGGUAUUGGAUCAUCACUCUACAGCGCUGCGAGAGCUCUGUGAUAUCAUGAGCGAAAAGGGUGAUAAGUUACGCGACGACCAUGCGCAAUUGGCCGAAUUUUUAACAUGUAGUUUCAUGUUGAUCAGUUUUGAGGUGUUCUGUGGUGCAGAACAUGAUUGGUUUCUACAUCUAGAUGCUAUUGCCUCCGUCAUGCGUCAACUAUCACCCGAGGAUAUAUUCAAUUCACAGACUCAAAAUAACACUAAUAUGAAAUGUCAAUCUAAUGAAGGCCUCGAAUUCCUCAUGGUCGGCGUCAUAUGGUACGAUCUCUUUGCUUGUAUCUCAACCGGCAGUAUACCAAGACUCCCUUAUCAACGCUGGCUCCAAACACCGGGAUUCAAUACGGCGGAUCUCAUGGGCUGUCAUAAUUGGGUUAUGAUGGCUAUCGGGGAUUUGGCACACCUUUCGGCAUGGAAAGACCAGCAAGAAAAGGACGGUCUACUGAGCAUUCGAGAUCUCGCAAGCAAGGGCCAAGAAAUAGAAACAAGAUUAGAGACAGGCAUCGAGAGCCUGGAUAUGGAGAGAGCUGUAGGGCUUCCAUCCUUGACGGUCUUCAAACGAGUAGGCCCCUUACUAACCAUUUUGCUAUACCCAGGGAGGCACCAAUAUCGGGCACCUGCCGAACUGGCUUUCUCAUAUUUUCGCGCUCGCAGCUCUCAUUUUACUCCAUACCAUCAUUUCUGGGCCUCUACCCGCGCUACCAGAGAUACAGAAUGCGGUCGCUCGAAGCGUUCAUGCACUUGA